AUAAUUUUACUGUUAUAAUUUGGAUGCUUCUUGAUUCAGGGGGUAAUAGGUGUUGAAAUAAACUGGCUUAAAGUUCUAUAAACAAUAUAUUAGUAUUUUGCGUGCUAUUUUUCUGAAUAUUUUCUUCCAGUGCCUACCAAUUGCUCUAAAUUGUAUUAGUCAUGGAACCCGACAUAAAAUAGUGACACCGCCAAGCAUAUUGAAGCUGCCACCGAUGAUAUGCUUAAACACAGUUCUCAUUGACUCUGGUCUGUUUCUUUCAGAAAAGUCACCACCCAGAUAAUGGAUUAUAUAGACCAGAUUGCGUAGUGUGGAUAUCAUGGUAACAAUACAGGAAGUAUAAAUUUCUCACUUCUGCAAGUAGUCAUGACUACUGAAGAAGGAAUCUUUUAAAAUGACAGCAGAGCUCAUUUGGGUACCUCUCAUGGAAAUCCUAAUUUUGUUUUUAACUUUUGGUAACUUUUCGCUGAAGUCAUGAACAAGCAAAGAGCUUGCCUUGUUAGGCAAACACACACUAGUGAGAAUGUCUAGAAGAGGACCGAUUCUUCACAGCCGGACCCAGUGGCUGCUGGUGGGCCUUGCUUUGCUUUUCAGUCUAGUAUUAUUUAUGUACCUCCUGGAAUGUGCCCCCCAGACUGAUGGAAAUGCUUCUCUCCCUGGUGUGGUUAGAGAAAAUUAUGGUAAAGAAUAUUACCAAGCCCUCCUGCAGGAGCAAGAAGAACAUUACCAAACCAGGGCAACCAGUUUGAAACGGCAGAUUGCCCAGCUAAAGCAAGAACUACAAGAUAUGAGUGAGAAGAUGAGAGCCUUGCAAGAGAGGAAGAAGCUAGGGGCUAACGGCAUAGGCUAUCAGGGCAACAGAGAGCAGACACCCAGCGACCUCUUAGAGUUUCUUCAUUCCCAGAUCGACAGAGCUGAAGUCAGCAUAGGGGCCAAACUACCCAGUGAGUAUGGAGUCGUUCCCUUUGAAAGUUUUACUUUAAUGAAAGUAUUUCAGUUGGAAAUGGGUCUCACGCGCCAUCCUGAAGAAAAGCCAGUUAGAAAAGACAAACGAGAUGAAUUGGUAGAAGUUAUUGAAGCUGGCUUGGAGGUCAUUAAUAAUCCUGAUGAAGAUGAUGAACAGGAAGAUGAGGAGGGCCCCCUUGGAGAGAAACUGAUAUUUAAUGAAAAUGACUUCAUAGAAGGCUAUUACCGCACUGAGAGAGAUAAAGGCACGCACUAUGAGCUGUUUUUUAAGAAGGCAGACCUUAUGGAAUACAGGCAUGUGACCCUCUUCCGCCCUUUCGGACCUCUCAUGAAAGUGAAGAAUGAGCUGAUUGACAUUACGAGAUCAAUUAUUAAUAUCAUCGUGCCGCUUGCUGAGAGGACAGAAGCCUUUUCACAGUUUAUGCAGAACUUCAGAGAUGUUUGUAUUCAUCAAGACAAAAGAAUUCAUCUCACCGUUGUGUAUUUUGGAAAAGAAGGACUAUCUACAGUCAAGUCUAUUCUAGAAUCUGUCUCAAGUGAGUCUAAUUUUCACAAUUACACCUUGGUCUCAUUGAACGAAGAAUUUAAUCGUGGACGAGGACUAAAUGUGGGUGCCCGAGCUUGGGACAAGGGAGAGGUCUUGAUGUUUUUCUGUGAUGUUGAUAUAUAUUUCUCAGCUGAAUUCCUUAACAGCUGCCGGUUAAAUGCUGAGCCAGGUAAAAAAGUGUUUUACCCUGUGGUGUUCAGUCUUUACAACCCUGCCAUCGUCUAUGCCAACCAGGAAGUGCCACCUCCCGUGGAGCAGCAGCUGGUUCAUAAAAAGGACUCUGGUUUUUGGAGAGAUUUUGGCUUUGGGAUGACGUGUCAGUAUCAAUCAGAUUUUCUGAGUGUCGGUGGAUUCGACAUGGAAGUAAAAGGCUGGGGUGGAGAAGAUGUUCAUCUUUACCGAAAGUACUUACAUGGUGAUCUUAUUGUGAUUCGGACUCCAGUUCCUGGCCUUUUCCACCUCUGGCAUGAGAAACACUGUGCGGACGAGCUGACCCCUGAGCAAUACCGAAUGUGCAUCCAAUCCAAAGCCAUGAACGAGGCCUCUCACUCCCACCUGGGAAUGAUGGUCUUCAGGGAGGAAAUAGAGAUGCACCUCCGCAAACAGGCAUACAGAACCAACAGCGAGGCCGCUGGGUGACAGGCAGCGCAUGGGAGUCUGAGCUACAAGCCAGCACUGUUUAUUCAGCCUUAACUCCAACUCUAGACUCUGUGCCUCUUCCAGAGAAGGCUUUGCCGUGUCUUUCUGAACUAUUCUGUAGCUCAACUUGAUGUAAGAAGAAAAUGCAGGCGUCUUGCUGGAAAGCCUGCGCUGUGAAGGUACUGUGGUGUGCACCAGUUGACAAAGUGAAAUGGAUAUUUGUCCCCAAAUCGUUUGAAUUACACUCUGCCUGGUACCUGUAUUCCGAUUGGUCGUGGAUGUGCGCGAGGCUGAUGUUGGGUUGGCCAGCACCCUCCUCCAGGGUACAGAGUAUUGGCUGGUCCUGGUGUUCAGGUGGCUAUCACCUGCUGACCACUAAGCCAGUCACUCGACUUCAGUCUUUAAAUGAAGCUUUUAUUGAUCAUAUGUAGAAAAAUUUUCACAGAGAAUAAUUAACAUAUCUGAAACCUGCAGUCCUUCAUGAAGGCAUAAAUCUAAACCCCUUAGUUUUAUGUUGCUUUACCUCUGAAUAUAUUUUUAAGCAAAUGGAUAUAGUACAUUUAAUUUAGAAUUUAUGGUUUGAUUAUAAAUAAAAUAUAUUGUUAUGUUACCAAUGUUCAGAAUGCAUAGUCAAACUGUCAUAGAUUGUUUUGAGCAUUUUAUUAUAUUGGAAUGCAGGAAAGUAGCUGUGUUUGGAACAUCAUUUUAUAUAAGCCAGAUGUAUCAGAACCUUCCUGAAGAGACACAGAAGAUACGAACAUUAUAGCAUGGUUUUGUACGCUUUUGUUUGCACUGUCUUGUUUAGCAUGGCUACAUAUAUAUUUAUUUUCUAGUAUGUUAAUUUUUGCCACAAAUUUGUUAGCAUUUGUAUUAUACUUCCAGUUGAAAGAGUUUUAUUGAAAAAAAAAACCAAUUUAAUGUGUUAUAUAAUAAGAUCACCCUUGAUUUAAGAAAAGUAAUCUGAUAAAAAUAUGAAUUAUGGAGUACUUUAAAAAACAUGUACAGAUUAAUGCUAUUUUAAUUGAAAUGUAAAUUAUAUUAAUGAGACAAGAUGAAUAAGAAAUUAUGUUCUGGUAGAACUGUACUAUAAUAUUUAUCACACAUGGAUAUUUUAUCGUCCGGCCAUCACUCAAUCAGGAACUGGCGCUACGGUGAGGGCGGGCUUGCUUUUGUAGCCCUUGACUCUUACAGGGCUAUUUGUAUAUAGCCCGUGCGAACUCGGAAAGUCACUGUUUGGUUCAGUAAAUCAGCCAUCUCAGACAUGACAAAUGCCAAAUCUCUAGGUGCUAAGGUGAGUCCACUCCAAUGGUAGCUAACUGCUGAGGGCUCCGGGAGUGCGAGGUGUUUUAAGAUGUAUAAAGUGCUCUCUGCAGAAUAAGCAGAGCCAAUGUCUCCUUUGUACACACUUAUUUAUUGUAAAGAGCAGUGACCAUGGUAUUUAAAGUUAGGGUACUUAGUGAUUUACAAAGGUGGUUUCAGCUUGGUUUUGAGAUAAUCAAAUGAUUUUUACUUUAACUCCUAUUUUUUUAAAACUAGCUUUUAUUUGAAGAUGGGAGCUAAGAUUUGAAAGCAUUACUAUAUUUUUUACAUUAAGUGGUACCAAUAAAGUAUUUUGUUACCAAAAGCCAAAUGA
Rattus rattus (black rat) is the source of this 3785-nucleotide messenger RNA. RefSeq names its product chondroitin sulfate N-acetylgalactosaminyltransferase 2 (gene Csgalnact2). The coding region runs from base 524 to 2152 and encodes 542 amino acids. Gene Ontology annotation, cellular component: Golgi cisterna membrane. The record is from RefSeq and is a predicted model, not a curated record. Gene Ontology annotation, molecular function: glucuronosyl-N-acetylgalactosaminyl-proteoglycan 4-beta-N-acetylgalactosaminyltransferase activity. The transcript is spliced from 7 exons. NCBI's taxonomy places the organism in Eukaryota, Metazoa, Chordata, Mammalia, Rodentia, Muridae.